AUGGCGCGCAGAGCGGCUUCGUCCACCUUCCAGUGGACUACCAUCUUCUACCUCCUCCUAAUCUUCGUCUGCCCUCUGGCUCUGAUCGGUUCUGUCAACGCCCAGGAUCAAGAAAACCUCACCAACCCUGAAGAUGUCGGCACUGUCAUUGGUAUCGAUCUGGGCACCACCUACUCCUGUGUCGGUGUGAUGCAAGGAGGCAAGGUCGAAAUCAUCGUCAACGAUCAAGGAAACCGAAUUACCCCUUCAUAUGUCGCCUUUACCGAUGAGGAGCGUCUGGUGGGUGAUGCCGCGAAGAAUCAGUAUGCGGCGAACCCUACCCGCACCAUUUUCGACAUCAAGCGUAUGAUCGGUCGCAAGUUCAAUGACAAGGACGUGACCCGCGAUGCGAAGCACUUUCCUUUCAACGUUGUCAACAAGGAUGGCAAGCCUACCGUCGAUGUCCAAGUCGGUGGCUCCAACAAGAACUUCUCCCCUGAAGAAAUCUCCGCCAUGGUUCUUGGAAAGAUGAAGGAAGUCGCUGAGGCUUAUCUCGGCAAGAAGGUCACCCACGCCGUCGUUACUGUCCCGGCCUACUUCAACGAUGCCCAGAGACAAGCCACCAAGGACGCCGGCACUAUCGCUGGUCUUACCGUCCUUCGUGUUGUCAACGAGCCUACCGCCGCCGCCAUUGCCUACGGCCUCGAUAAGAAGGGCAAAGAGUCCCAGAUCAUUGUCUACGAUCUUGGUGGUGGUACUUUCGAUGUCUCGCUACUUUCGAUCGAGGAUGGUGUUUUCGAGGUCCUGGCCACUGCUGGUGACACUCAUCUGGGUGGUGAGGAUUUCGAUCAGAGAGUUAGCGACUACUUUGUCAAGCUCUACAACAAGAAGAACAACGUCGAUAUCACCAAGGAUCUCAAGACUAUGGGCAAGCUGAAGCGCGAGGUUGAAAAGGCCAAGCGUACCCUGUCCUCUCAGAUGUCCACUCGCAUCGAAAUCGAGGCUUUCCACGAGGGCAACGAUUUCUCCGAGACUCUGACCCGCGCCAAGUUCGAGGAGCUCAACAUGGAUCUCUUCAAGAAGACUCUCAAGCCUGUUGAACAGGUUCUGAAGGACGCCAAGGUCAAGAAGGCCGACAUCGAUGACAUUGUUCUCGUCGGUGGCUCGACCAGAAUCCCCAAGGUUCAGUCUAUGAUCGAGGAGUACUUCAACGGCAAGAAGGCUAGCAAGGGUAUCAACCCCGACGAGGCUGUCGCUUACGGUGCUGCUGUUCAGGGUGGUGUCUUGUCCGGUGAGGAGGGCACUGCUGACAUUGUUCUCAUGGAUGUCAACCCAUUGACUCUUGGCAUCGAGACCACGGGCGGUGUUAUGACCAAGUUGAUUCCUCGCAACACUGUCGUGCCUACCAAGAAGUCUCAGAUCUUCUCUACCGCUGCCGAUAACCAGCCGGUCGUCCUCAUCCAGGUCUUUGAGGGUGAACGCUCCAUGACCAAGGAUAACAACCUUCUCGGCAAAUUCGAGUUGACCGGUAUCCCUCCUGCCCCUCGAGGCGUGCCCCAAAUCGAAGUCUCCUUCGAACUCGACGCCAACGGUAUACUUAGGGUUACGGCCGGCGAUAAAGGAACUGGCAAAGCUGAGUCCAUCACGAUCACCAAUGACAAGGGCCGGUUGUCUCCGGAGGAAAUUGAGCGCAUGGUUGCUGAGGCCGAGAUGUUUGCCGAGGAGGACAAGCUUACCCGCGAGAAGAUCGAAGCCCGCAAUUCGCUCGAGAACUAUGCCUUCAACCUCAAGAACCAGGUCAAUGACGAGGAGGGUCUUGGCGGCAAGAUUGACGAGGAUGACAAGGAGACCAUUUUGGAAGCCGUCAAGGAGGCCACCGACUGGCUUGAGGAGAACUCGGCCACCGCUGACAAGGACGACUUUGAGGAGCAGCGUGAGAAGCUUUCUGGCGUGGCUUACCCCAUCACCAGCAAGCUCUACGAGGGUGCUGGUGGGAUGCCCGACUACGGUGAUGAUGAGCCCGAGGGCCACGAUGAACUGUAA
Cyphellophora europaea CBS 101466 is the source of this 2022-nucleotide messenger RNA. RefSeq names its product chaperone DnaK. Gene Ontology annotation, biological process: cellular response to unfolded protein; endoplasmic reticulum unfolded protein response; protein refolding. NCBI's taxonomy places the organism in Eukaryota, Fungi, Ascomycota, Eurotiomycetes, Chaetothyriales, Cyphellophoraceae. The coding region runs from base 1 to 2022 and encodes 673 amino acids. Gene Ontology annotation, molecular function: ATP hydrolysis activity; ATP binding; heat shock protein binding. Gene Ontology annotation, cellular component: endoplasmic reticulum lumen; endoplasmic reticulum chaperone complex; nucleus. The transcript has 2 exons. The record is from RefSeq and is a predicted model, not a curated record.